AUGGUACAAAUCUCAACAGCGUUAGAUGCCGCAGGUGUACCACUUAUUGAAGUAACGCAUGGAGAUGGCAUUUCUGGAGCCUCUGUGAACUAUGGGUUUCCUGCUCAUAGUGACCGUGAGUACCUUGAGGCUGUUAUUCCCAAAAUGAAGAACGCUAAAAUUUCAGCACUACUGUUACCUGGAAUUGGGACGGUUGAUGAUCUUAAAAUGGCUUAUGAUCUAGGGGUUUCAACCAUCCGUAUUGCGACACAUUGUACGGAGGCUGAUGUUGCUGAGCAGCAUAUUGGUAUGGCUUCAGGGAUGGCCGGUUUAGAUGUUGUUGGGUUUUUAAUGAUGGCACAUAUGAUUCCUGCGGAGCAGCUGUUAGAGCAAGCUCUAUUGCAGGAGAGUUAUGGUGCAAAUUGUAUUUAUGUUACGGAUUCUGCUGGUGCAAUGUUGCCUGAUGAAGUUACAGAAAAAAUUGCACUAUUUCGUCGUGAACUUAAACCAGACACGGAAGUAGGUUUCCAUGGUCAUCAUAAUCUCGGUAUGAGUAUUGCCAAUUCUCUUGCAGCAGUCGAGGCUGGAGCUAUUCGUAUUGAUGGCUCUGCCGCUGGUCUUGGUGCUGGUGCUGGUAAUACACCGCUCGAAGUGUUUGUAGCCGUUCUUGAUCGGAUGGGGGCAACUCAUGGUGUUGACCUUUGGCAACUAACAGACGUGGCAGAAGAUCUUAUAGUGCCGCUGAUGGAUCAAGCUAUCCGUAUUGAUCGUGAUUCUUUGGUCCUUGGUUAUGCUGGCGUGUAUUCUUCCUUUUUACUCCAUGCCAAGCGUGCUGCUGAGAAAUAUGGUCUUAGCUCACGUGAUAUCUUAGUUCGUCUAGGGGAAAUGAAGACCGUUGGAGGCCAGGAAGAUAUGAUUGAAGAUGUCGCAUUAACAAUGUGUAAAGAACAACAAUCUGCAUAA
Molecule: messenger RNA, 942 nt
Organism: Ylistrum balloti
Lineage: Eukaryota; Metazoa; Mollusca; Bivalvia; Pectinida; Pectinidae
Product: 4-hydroxy-2-oxovalerate aldolase-like
Exons: 1
Coding region: 1-942 (313 amino acids)
Biological process (GO): L-leucine biosynthetic process
Molecular function (GO): 4-hydroxy-2-oxovalerate aldolase activity; 2-isopropylmalate synthase activity
Source: RefSeq, a predicted model, not a curated record